Molecule: messenger RNA, 588 nt
Organism: Vicia faba (fava bean)
Lineage: Eukaryota; Viridiplantae; Streptophyta; Magnoliopsida; Fabales; Fabaceae
Source: the annotation of a GenBank genome assembly
AUGACGAAACAUGAUAAUGAACGAAACCGGAAUCACGAAGAGAAGAAUAAACGAAUGACAAUGAUGAAGAAUAAGAAGAGGAACAUUUCGAGGUUGGGUGGGAGUGGACUUUCGCUUGAUGCUUUCGCUAAUGCCAAAUCCAAUAACAGUCAAUACAAUCCAUCGCUCAUAAAGAAGCAAAGGGAGAUAUACAAGAAUGCUAAAAAUGUGCAAAAGUAUAAGAAGAUGCUAAAGCAGCAAAACCAGCAAAAUGAUCCCCCGGUGGCCCAAAGACAUAUUGAGAAUUUGAAUGUAACUGAAGAGGACAACAAAGACAAGAACAAAAGGAGGAAGAGGAAGAAAGAUAGUGCUUUUAGUUUGGAAGAAUUAUACAAGAAGCAACAUGAAGAAAAAGAGAAAGAAAGAAUGGAGAGGGAAGCAAUUUUCCAGGAAAAGAAAGAACAGCAAGAAAAAGCCGAAGUUCACAGAAAAACUUUGCGCCAAAAAAUGCUUAAGAAAACACGAAAAGGACAACCUGUCAUGAAAUACAGAAUCGAACAUCUUUUGGAGACAAUUCAAAGCUCAGCUAAAAAUGCAUCUGGCAACUAA